GUGUCUGUGACGAGUGCGCGAGCAGUUCGCUGUGAGCCCGCCAGCACUAAGUGAGGAAGCUGUCUCCAUCUCCCACUGUGACUGCAGCCGCUUUAAGACUAAGUUUUGGACGCUGGAUUCCCCAAAGGUUCUAUCGUAGUAAUUAAUUAUUAAUCUGAAACACGCUGACGACCCUCGUGACAGGGAGACAGGUGAGGUGAAGCCAGUUAGAUCAGGCGCGGUGAACUCUGGGAUACAUCUUGCCUGCCAGACGACAAUCCCGACUCAAUAGUGACUUGACAAACUUUCCUGGCGGGUGACGGACUCCUCAAAGAAACGUCUUUUAGGUACUGAGAUAUCUUAUAAAGUUCAGUCAAAUACUUCUUUGAGUCAGAAAGAGCGACAGGAAGAAGACUAGCGGUCUUUACCGGAGCUCCGGGAGCAACACCGGACUCCAUCUUUGACUUUUCUCGGUCCUUGUCAUCCAAAUGGCGUCCACACCAGCUCUGUACACCCUUGCCGUGCUGUUUGUCACAUGCAUAGUUAUUACUACACACGGAUUUAGUUUGAAAGGAUUCUGUGCCUCAAACUGCGCCAGAGGAAAAGGUGGUAACGUGUGUAAAUGUAACGGCUUUCACUUUGCCGGUAAGCGAGGGGUUCCCACCCUGGACUCCGAUCUUUUAACAGACUCCAUGGGCGACUCGAAAGAAGAAAACUUUCUUGAGUUGGAUUCCGAGGGUUUUGGUGUUUUUGGAUAUCCUAAGGAUGACUCGAGGAGACGGACCCUGAAAAAUACAAACAGUCGAGGGAAUUUUCGUGCUCUUCUAGAAAAAUAUCUCGCUGAAAGGUAUUCCCGAGGGGGCGGAUUCGGACCUGCUUCCAACCCGGAUUCAUGGUCUGAAGUCUACCGUACUGGAAACUGAUAACUGCCAUCAAAGGGAGGCAACAGCCGUGGGAAUAUUUGACAACUUCCAGCACCACCAUAUUUCAAACACGUGACGCCCAGGGGAGAUGACUAACAUCAGAAAUUUGCCGCUAUGUCUGUCCAAACAUGAAUUGAAUAUUAGACAACAUCAUACACAUACGCAAUCAAGACUGUAAAUGUUCCAAAUGUUGAUAGUUAUAUUCUUGCAGGACUUAUAACCAUACAAAUUGAAUAAUAUAAGGUACUGACGUUUGUUUACCAUACAAAAUGACUUGAGAUUCACUGUUAAGUUAUUUGUAUCUUAGGGCAUUAGUUGUUAGCAAAUAGUUGCUCACUUAGGUACAUUCCCGCUUCAUCUAUCCUGACCCCGCCUUGCCCGAGUUUUGAAGAGUGCAGAAAAAUGUUAUGAAACGCAGCUACUUUGCCAAUAGCGUUGACAACUGUGCGUUUCAAGCUCAAAUAAUUCUUUAUGACCACUAAAUGACAUGAUAAUGAUUCCAUUUGGUUCAAAAUAUCUUUCAUUCAAGCAUGCAAACCAUGUCAACAUUUGUCCGGCAUCACAUUUUACUGGAAACGCUAUUGGUAUAGUACUCUCACAGAAACAACUUUGAGAAACCCCAUUUGGGCAGAGAAACCCGAGCGGGCACGUACCUUAGGAGACACGACUAAUGUGUUUGUUUGUAAUGUGAAAUAAGAUGACACGAUUAAAUCGCUUCCUGGUAACCUGUUGCAAUUUGAAACCGACACCAUCUAUGCCCAUUACGGCACAUGGUACAGUCAUAUUGAUUAUUUUGAAUAAAGUGUCACGGACAGA
This is a messenger RNA of Haliotis rufescens (red abalone), 1718 nucleotides long. RefSeq lists its product as uncharacterized. The transcript has 3 exons. Lineage: Eukaryota; Metazoa; Mollusca; Gastropoda; Lepetellida; Haliotidae. The record is from RefSeq and is a predicted model, not a curated record. The coding region runs from base 468 to 902 and encodes 144 amino acids.